UUGAUUGCUUGGAUUUUAUCUUCGGAGGGUUGGAAACUUGGUUUUAACUACUGCAUCAGCUUCCGAUUGCAGGGGCGUGAUGACUGGAGUAGUAGUGAUGCUGCUUUUGUAUUUCGACAGUGCCUGAUCUCCCGUUUGUACAUAUUUUUAAUUGAAGUUCCGUCCGCUGUUUUAUUUAAUAACCUCAUAAAAAUCGAUUCAGAAUCAAUUUCUUUUCUGGAUGGUGCCGUCAGAAAGUCUUUGUCCGGUUUUUCUCGUUGGGAUGCCGUUCACUUCUUACAUAUUGCUGAAUAUGGAUACACAUUUGAAAAUUCCUUGGCUUUUUUUCCUCUCUUCCCAUUUUCAAUUUAUUUCCUAACUAGGCUUUGGUGCUGGUUCACUCCAUUCUUGAGCUUUUCGACAGCUCUACUUACAACCGCAGUCUGCUUUAAUCUGGUUGCUUUUUUGACUGGUGGGCAGCUUUUAUAUAUUAUGCUGUUACGGCUGAGUGCAUCAAGGAAGACGGCAUUGAUAGGAUGUAUUGUAUUCUCGUUAAAUCCAUCGAGCAUAUUUUUUUCAGCUUCUUAUUCUGAAAGUUUGUUUUUUGCUUUAACGCUUGCGGGUAUGUUAAUGCUUUAUGAUGACUCGACUUCGUCGGCUAUACGAUAUUACAUAUCAGCGUGUUUAUUCGCACUUGCUUUUCUGACAAGGUCUAAUGGUUUACUUAACAUUGGUUACAUCGGCUUUCGUUUAUUACAAGACAUGAUGUAUUAUUCUGAUGGAGAGAAAUAUUUAUGGGAUGAAAGUAAAGCUGAUUUUGUUUCGAAAAGUCUGUCCUGGUAUUAUCCGUCUAAAAGCUAUUGCAGCUUGAGCAGGAGCUUUUUUAAUCCUCUGCCUGUAUUUUAUGCUCCAAUACAAAUGAAAUAUUGGAAUGUUGGAUUUCUCCAGUAUUGGCGGUGGAUCAAGCUUCCGUGCUUCUUGCUUGCCCUUCCUGCACUGAUCAUUGUCGCAGUGUUACGUGUUUUACGAGAUCGUUACACUGUACUUCCGUUCCUUCUUCACGCUCUUUUUCUCUCUCUGUCAGGCUUCUUUGUAUACAACGUGGAAGUUACAACGAGGAUACUCUUCUCAUCCUCACCAUUUAUGUAUUUGAUACUUGCAAAGUUCAUGGAUCUAAAGACGCCAAAUAUUACCACAGAUGAAACAAAGCUUCCAAAGGGUUUACCGUUUUUGAUCACUUUUCGUAAAAUGGGACUACUGAAUCGACUUUUAUUAUGCUACCUGCUCGGUUACUUUCUUAUUGGUUCUGCCCUUCACAUCAACUGGUUGCCGUUUGUGUGA
Molecule: messenger RNA, 1320 nt
Organism: Enterobius vermicularis (human pinworm)
Lineage: Eukaryota; Metazoa; Nematoda; Chromadorea; Rhabditida; Oxyuridae
Source: the annotation of a GenBank genome assembly